Messenger RNA from Penicillium soppii, 297 nucleotides. RefSeq lists its product as uncharacterized. Lineage: Eukaryota; Fungi; Ascomycota; Eurotiomycetes; Eurotiales; Aspergillaceae. The record is from RefSeq and is a predicted model, not a curated record. The coding region runs from base 1 to 297 and encodes 98 amino acids. The transcript has a single exon.
AUGACAGACCGUGAGAUUCUCCAUACCUGUCCAUUGUUCCAUAUUAACAAAUCUCCUAGUCCAAACACGCCCAGACUUUCCAUGGAGGUUGAGCCCACAAUCCCAGUUAUGUCUCUAGCUAAACCGGGAGGGUUCAUCAUCACUAUCCGUCGGGCAGAGGAUGACUGUGACAAGCCUUGUAUCUUCCGCUGGAACUUCCUGUGUGAUGGAUGGGGUCCUUCUGGCUUCGUGCUCUUCCAACACACGCCAGAUGGUCUAAAAAGGGUUGAGAUAGUGCCUAAGCCGCCACCUCCCUAG